GUAAAAAUGGCCGACGAUUUAGAAGACGACAAAUGGUUAUAUGGAGAAACUGCAGAAUUAAAUAAUGGCGAAGCUGCUAAUACAGAUUCCCACGAAUCAGAACAGAAAGAGGAGUCUGAAACACCUCAAGAAGAGGAACCUAGACCAAAAGAAAAUGCCGAAGCCGAACGAGAAGAUAGCCCGCUAACGCUGGGUAUUGAUACUGAUGAAAGGGAAAGGCAAAAUGAUGAAACUAAAGAUAGUAUGGAAGAUGGUGAAGUACAACAAAAUGGAGACGAUAGUGAAAAGGAGGACCUCGAUGAUGACAGCGACGAUGAUGUUAAUGUAGUUAUUGGUGAUAUAAAAACGACUACGCCUGCUUCAUAUACAGCUUUAAACAUAAAAAGAGGAGGUUUACUUAGUGCUGUCGGUGAUAAGAACAAGCAAAUUCAGCAACAGCAGCAACCUGGAAAGUUUACAGUGGAAGAAUUUGACCAAAUUGGGUCUAUAAAUGGAGUACUAGCAUCUGAAUUUAAUUUCGAUAGUUUAGAGGAUAAACCAUGGAAAAAGCCGGGUGCUGAUAUCACUGAUUAUUUUAAUUACGGCUUCAAUGAAGAUACAUGGAGAGCUUACUGUGAAAGACAAAAAAGAAUACGAGUAAAUGAUUCAGGUACUGGCUUAGUACCAAUGACCAUGAUGAGUGGAUUGCCCCGUGUUCCUGUGCCAAUAAUGAAUGAUAACAGUAAAUAUACUGGAAAUUUUGCAGGUAACAACCAAAGGAUGCAACCCCAACAGAAUAAAACUGAUCAAGUAACUAAAGUGAACACUAUUCAGGUUAUGACAGCUGAUAGAAGAGAGUAUAGUAGGAAACCAGGAUUUCCAGAUCUCAGUGUUCCUCCGCCAGCUACAUUUGAAAACUUCGAACCGGAAUAUGGAUUUAAUCCCGAACCAGAACCUUUUUAUGGUGCUGGUUAUGAACCGACACAGGACGUUCAAUGGGGCAAUGAACCACCUCCUGCAUGGGCUCCUUCUGAAUUAAAAACAUUGACAGGCCCACCUCCGAUGGGACCACCAUCCAUGCAUAUGGGCCCACCACCGUCGAUGGGAGUGAGGUCACCAAGUACUCGACGUGAUAGUAGUCCUCAUAGAGAACAUCGAGAUCGUGAAAGAGAGUCUAGAAGUCGAUCUGAAAAGCCUAGAGAUCGAGACAGGGAAAGAGAAAGAUCUCAUAGAAGGGAAAGAUCAAGGAGUAGAUCUCGGAGACAUAGAUCAAGGUCCAGAAGUCCCAGUCAUAGGUCUCACAGGAAGAAGAAGUCUAAAAGACACGAUGAUAGUGAAUAGUAGUUGCCGAAUUUUCGGUAUUAGAUUAAGGAAUGUUCAGUAUAAAAAUCUUAAAAGUUUGAUUUUUGUUUUGUAAGUAAAAAAUGAGUUAAUUUUUUAAUGUAAUGUAUUUUAUAAGGUAAUAAAAUCUACCUGAAUGUG
Messenger RNA from Diabrotica balteata, 1461 nucleotides. Lineage: Eukaryota; Metazoa; Arthropoda; Insecta; Coleoptera; Chrysomelidae. The record is from the annotation of a GenBank genome assembly.